AUGUUUUCAGAGAAGAAAAGCCGUCGUCAGCCAAUACAUCUAAAACAUCGUAUUGAGAAGAAAGUUUCUGCACAUAACAAAAAACAAAGAAGAGAAGCAAGAAAGAAUCCUCAAAAGCACAAGAAAAAAGAAAAGGAUCUUGGUAUUCCUAAUAGUUUUCCAUAUAAAAAUAGGAUUCUUGCAGAAAUUGAAACAAAAGAUCAGUUGAAAAUAAAAAAUAGGGAAAAAAAUGAUCAUUUUGAAAACCAGUCUCUUUGUCAAAUGGAGGCACUUGCAGAGCAUGCAAGAAUGCGUGAGAAUGAGUUUAAUGGAAUCAAAAAUCAUGAAUCUUUUGAAACCGAUGAAGAAAUAGAGUCAUGGUACGGAUUUUCUGAAAGUGAUGAUCAAAAAACAGGAUGUAUAAAAAAGCAAAAAUCACUUAAAGCCUUUAAUAAAGCAUUUACGGACGUAAUAGAAGCAUCUGAUGUAGUUCUAUACAUUUUAGAUGCACGUGAUCCUGAAAGCACACGAUCACCACAGAUUGAAAAACAAGUUUUACAGCAUGAAAAAAUAUUGGUUUAUAUUCUUAACAAGAUAGGUCAAUUUUUGUUAAUGUAUUCUCAUCUUAUUCCAUAUACAAAUGUAAUGUCAUGGUUGACUUUUUUGCGUACAUUAUUUCCGUGUUUGCCUUUAUGUGCUUCUACUUCAUUUUCAUCGCAUUCUUUCAAUCAUCCUUCACUGACAUCUCAAUCAACUGCUUUAGACCUUAUUAAAUUUUUGAAAUCAUAUGCACAUAAAUUAGAUCUAAAAAGAUCUAUAACUGUAGGUGUUGUUGGUUACCCUAAUGUUGGUAAAUCCUCUGUCAUUAAUAUUCUUGCAUCUUCUUUAAGUGGAAAUGCAAAAAAAAAUCCAUGUAUUGCUGGAUCAAAACCGGGAAUUACUACUUCUAUCAAACAAGUUAAACUAGAUAACAAAAUCAAACUCAUUGAUUCUCCAGGCGUUGUAUUUCCUCCUAAAAACACAACACAAAAGAAAGCACAUGAAUUAAAAGCAUAUGAAGAAGCAAAACUUGUUCUUAUUAAUGUGAUUCCUUCUUCGGAUAUUCUUGAUCCUAUCUACGUUGUAUCACAAAUUUUACAUCGACUUCGCUUUGACCCAGUUUUAUACAAAGAACUUGAAACGUUUUAUAAAAUACCUCCUAUUUCAACCGCCCAUGGUGAUAUUACAACCGAAUUUCUUAUUCAUGUUGCUAGAAAUAAAGGGCGACUAGGAAAAGGUGGAAUCCCACAUUUUGAAUCAGCAGCUAGAGCUGUAAUUAAUGAUUGGUGUUCCGGGAAGAUUCAUUGGUGGGAAAAUGUACCCAUUAAGGCUCAAACAAAUAACACAUCGGCAAAUGGUAUGUCAUCUUCAAAUACAGACGGGCCAAUUAUUGUUUCAGAAUGGUCAAAACCGUUUGAUUUAGAUACACAUGAUAUGCACGUUGAAACAUCAACUGAAGUAUUAAUGGAUGAUGAAUAA
Molecule: messenger RNA, 1497 nt
Organism: Pneumocystis jirovecii RU7
Lineage: Eukaryota; Fungi; Ascomycota; Pneumocystomycetes; Pneumocystales; Pneumocystaceae
Product: RNA-binding GTPase NUG1
Exons: 2
Coding region: 1-1497 (498 amino acids)
Cellular component (GO): nucleolus
Molecular function (GO): GTP binding
Source: RefSeq, a predicted model, not a curated record